AUCAGGAAACCACCGAACUCAACGCCAAUCAUUUCAAAAACCUUCAAACCAGACCGACAAUGGCGAAACCUAUAGACUUCAUUCCACUCUGUCUCCUUCUCUUCACUCUUCUUCACUCAUCUUCUGCAAACGAAGAUUCUGUUCACAAAAGUUUUCUGAACUGCAUGAUCAAGGAAACAAAUCCAGAAAUCUCAAACACCAUUUUCGCCAAAACAAACUCUUCUUACACCUCUGUUCUUCGAGCUUAUAUUCGUAAUGCCCGAUUCAAUACCUCCUCAGCGCCGAAACCCAUUAUUAUUAUAACCCCGUUGGAGGAAUCCCAUGUCCGGGCUGCUGUAAUUUGUACAAAGAAAGUAGGGUUUAUACUCAAAAUCCGCAGCGGCGGCCAUGACUACGACGGGAUCUCCUACGUCUCCGAUUCCCCUUUCUUCAUCCUCGAUAUGUACAAUUUGAGAACGGUAACCGUAGACAUGGAGGAAGAAUCAGCGUGGGUCGGCGCCGGCGCGACGCUUGGCGAAGUGUACCACGCGAUUUGGACGAAGAGUAAAGUUCAUGGGUUCCCCGCCGGAGUUUGUCCGACGGUCGGUGCCGGCGGACAUAUAAGCGGCGGCGGGUAUGGAAAUAUACUGAGAAAACAUGGAUUGUCUGUUGAUCAUAUGGUGGAUGCGAAGAUAGUUGAUGUGAAUGGAAGAAUUCUUGAUAGAGAAUCAAUGGGGGAAGAUCUGUUUUGGGCGAUCAGAGGAGGAGGAGGAGCAAGCUUUGGUGUGAUUUUAUCUUAUAAGAUCAAACUUGUUCCUGUUCCUGAAACUGUUACAGUUUUCAGAUUAGAAUAUCUCAUGGAUCAAAAUGCUUUGGACAUAACUCAUAAAUGGCAGUUCGUUGCUCCAAAAACCGACCCAAAUUUGUUCAUGAGAGUUCUAAUUCAACCUGUUACUAGAAACAAGAAGAGAACAAUCAGGACUACUAUUAUCACAUUGUUUCUGGGUAAAGCAGAUGAAGUGGUUUCCCUUUUGGGAAAGGAGUUUCCUGAAAUGGGUUUGAAGAAGGAGAAUUGCACAGAGAUGACAUGGGUUCAAUCUGUUCUGUGGUGGGCAAAUUUUGAUAAUGUCACUGAGAUUUCCCCAGAUGUUUUACUUGACAGAAAUCUUGACUCUGCAAAUUUCUUGAAGAGGAAAUCAGAUUAUGUGGGUAAGGAGAUUGGGAAAUCAGAUUUGGAGAGUCUAUUCAAGCAGAUGAUCAAGAUUGGGAAAGUGGGUUUGGUUUUCAACCCUUAUGGAGGGAGAAUGAGAGAGUUUUCUUCAACUGAAACUCCAUUUCCACACAGAGAAAAGCUUUACAAGAUUCAGUAUUCUGUGAACUGGGAAGAACCAGGGAAUGAUGCAGACAAGCAGUUUAUGAAUGAGAUUAGAACUCUCUAUGGGUUCAUGACACCUCUGGUUUCUCAAAAUCCCAGAAGUAGUUAUCUGAAUUACAGAGAUUUAGAUAUUGGAACCAACACAAAUGGUGGGAAAAUCUUUGAAGAAGGUGAAGUUUAUGGGAGAAAAUACUUUGGUGAUAAUUUUGAUAGGUUGGUGAAGGUGAAGACUGCAGUUGAUCCAGGGAAUUUCUUCUGGAAUGAACAGAGUAUACCUCCUCAUAAAAGUAAGGCAUGAAGAGGAAGAUGAUGAAGAAGAAAAAUCAAUUGAUUUGUAAUAAUUUACGAGAUUAUUUUCAAAUCUGAUUUUAUCAUGAACACAUUAUGCAUACAUAUUCACAGAAAAAUUAGCUUGUAUUAUUUGGUAUCACACUGAGAAUAAUGAAUUAUUACAGAUUUUCCCUCUGUUA
Messenger RNA from Carica papaya (papaya), 1824 nucleotides. RefSeq names its product berberine bridge enzyme-like 21. Gene Ontology annotation, molecular function: oxidoreductase activity; FAD binding. NCBI's taxonomy places the organism in Eukaryota, Viridiplantae, Streptophyta, Magnoliopsida, Brassicales, Caricaceae. The record is from RefSeq and is a predicted model, not a curated record.